Messenger RNA from Adineta ricciae, 285 nucleotides. NCBI's taxonomy places the organism in Eukaryota, Metazoa, Rotifera, Eurotatoria, Adinetida, Adinetidae. The record is from the annotation of a GenBank genome assembly.
AUGGCAUCGUCAUUAUCUGUUCCAUUGUCGGUUAUUUUUGUUUCAUUUCUAUACAUCUUACCCUUUGUUGCUGCUGAUCGUGCCAUUGAGCUUGGUGGAGGUAUUGGUGGUGGUAUUGCCGGUCUCAUUAUUUUGAUUCUUGAUAUCAUCGCUAUCGUCGAUGUUUUGAAAUCUGAUCGUAGCAUUGCUGGAAAAUUACUCUGGAUUCUUAUCAUCGUAUUGUUUCCAAUUGGUGGUUUGAUUAUAUGGUGUCUUUGCGGAAGAAAGACAGCUAAUAUUGUUUGA